Messenger RNA from Capsicum annuum, 2847 nucleotides. Its product is annotated as auxin response factor 9. Gene Ontology annotation, biological process: response to hormone; regulation of DNA-templated transcription. The coding region runs from base 389 to 2371 and encodes 660 amino acids. NCBI's taxonomy places the organism in Eukaryota, Viridiplantae, Streptophyta, Magnoliopsida, Solanales, Solanaceae. The record is from RefSeq and is a predicted model, not a curated record. The transcript is spliced from 14 exons. Gene Ontology annotation, molecular function: protein binding; DNA binding. Gene Ontology annotation, cellular component: nucleus.
UUACAAGAACUCCACUCACCCCACCCCACCCUAUGCUCCCUCACACUAGAGAAGUGAAAAAAGGAGAGAAGCACGUUGCCUGCAGGAGGGGUAGAAAGCAACAAAACAAGGAAGCCAUAUAUUAAGCUGUUUUUAGGAGAACUCUAUAACCCCAUUUCACUCUCUUUUCUUCUCUUUCUCCUUCUCUUUCUAAAACAUAUUUUUACUUAAGUUGCUGUUCCCUCCUAUUGCACUACUACUACCAACAGUACUACUACUCCUACUCUUGUUAACUUUCUUUCUUGUUAUAAAGGGGUGUUUUAUUUGUCUCUAAAGAAGAAAUGUGGUGAAUUUCUUGAUUUUGAAUUGUGGGUGUUGGUUGUUUUUUGGAAUUAAAGAAAGUGAAAUCAUGGCGAAUAAGAAUAAUGGGUGUUGUAAGACUCAGCAGCAGAGAAAAGUUUCACCUCAAGUUUCAGGUAGAGAUGAGCUGUACAAUGAGUUAUGGAAGUUGUGUGCAGGUCAAUUAGUUGAUGUUCCAAAAGAUGGUGAAAGAGUUUUCUACUUCCCCCAAGGUCACAUGGAACAACUGGAAACAUCAAUGAAUCAAGAAAUGAACUUGAGAGUUCCAUCAUCAUUCAGUCUCAAACCGAAUAUCCUUUGUCGUGUUAUUCACAUUCAUUUCCUGGCUGAGGAAGAUACUGAUGAGUUAUAUGCACAGAUCACUUUGAUGCCAGUGGCACCAGAUGAGGCACCUGAGCCGAAUCGUCCUGAACCACCCCCUCCAGUGCCUGCAAGGCCUAAAGUUCAUUCCUUCUGUAAGGUUUUGACUGCCUCCGAUACGAGCACUCAUGGUGGAUUUUCUGUUUUAAGGAAGCAUGCUAAUGAAUGCCUUCCUCCCCUGGACAUGAACCAGCAGAUUCCGACUCAGGAAUUGAUCGCGAAAGACCUUCAUAAUGUUGAGUGGCACUUCAAACAUAUAUUUAGAGGUCAACCUCGUAGGCAUUUGCUUACCACAGGAUGGAGUACCUUUGUUUCUGCAAAGAGAUUAGUGGCUGGGGAUUCUUUUGUAUUCUUGAGGGGUGAGAAUGGAGAACUACGAGUUGGGGUCAAACGUCUUGGUCGCCAGCAAAGCUCAAUGCCGUCAUCAGUGAUGUCAAGACAGAGUAUGCAUCUGGGGGUCUUAGCUACAGCAUCUCAUGCUGUUACAACCCACACGAUGUUUGUUGUUUACUACAAACCGAGAACCACUCAGUUCCUCGUUGGCGUCAACAAAUACUUAGAGGCUGUUAAACGUGGAUAUUCAGUUGGCACGCGAUUUAAAAUGCAGUUUGAAUCGGAAGAGAAUCCUGAGAGAAGAUAUAUGGGCACUAUAGUUGGGGUUGAUGAUCUUUCCUCUGAAUGGAAACAUUCUAAGUGGCGAUCCUUGAAGGUUCAAUGGGACGAGCCUGCGUCCAUUUUAAGGCCUGACAGAGUUUCUCCUUGGGAAAUCGAACCUUAUGUGUCUCCAUUCCCAGAUCCCCUUAUCCACUCAAUCGCAGGGAAGAACAAAAGGCAUCGGCUACAUACUGAUAUCAAAAUAUCAGAACCUUCAUCCUCAAUUGUAUCAGCGAUUUGGAAUCCUUCCAUUGAUUCGCCUCAGUUUAACACCUCUGGCAUCAACAACAGUACUAGCACAUUAGCGUCUCAUGCAGAGGGUGGUUGGCCGCUUGCUCAUUUAAAUGCUCUGUCGAGUAUGCUUGUGGAUGAGGCAGAAGAUAGUAAAAGUGCCUCGGCUUUGUCUGGUUUUCCAUCCGUUUUGACCCCGCAAUAUGGGCUAGGGACUAAUCAGCCGAUUGUUGGUUCUGCUGAUGAGAGGAAAUGUGAUAAUGUAACAACCUGUAGACUAUUUGGUAUCGACUUGAAAAGUUCCUCAAUCGGUACUAAUGAGGCCCCACUGCAACAGCCAGCCACUAUUUCUUGUGGCUCUGCAGAGAAAGCACCUCCAAACACGGUGCCUGCUGGUGACUCAGAUCAAAACUCCGACCUUUCAAUUGACCUUAAAGAUCAAAUAAGCCAUUUGCAGGUACUCCUCAAGGAGGUUCAAAGCAAGCCGAGUUGUUCCACCAGGACUCGCACAAAGGUUCAAAUGCAAGGGGUAGCUGUUGGUCGUGCAGUGGAUUUAACCAAACUGAAAGGAUACGAUGAGCUUACAAAGGAGCUUGAGGAGAUGUUUGAAAUCCAAGGCGAACUUCACUCACGAAACAAGUGGGAUAUCGUGUUUACAGAUGAUGAAGGUGAUAUGAUGCUAAUGGCUGAUUAUCCAUGGCAAGACUUUUGCAAUGUGGUGAGGAGGAUUUUCAUUUGUUCAACUCAAGAUAUGAAGAAGUUAACCCUGUCGCGUGCAGACAGUUAAAGCGCGGCAGCUUUCAAAAUAAUAAAGCUGAAGAUGAGGAAAGUCAGGACUCAGCCUUUCUAAGUUGUGAAUCAUUUUGUUACCUUUCAACUUCAUUCUGCAGAUACAACAGCACAGAAUGAAGGGAUGAUGUUGACAUAGCACCGCGUAGAAGCUUGUUCUUUCGUACCUUUUUAUGUUAGUCUCUGCUGGAACGAAUCAUGGUUCUGUCAUCGAGGACAUUCCAGCCUUCUCCUAGCUGUUAAGUAAGUUGUUAACUGGUUGUAGAAGGAUCAAACUAGUAUAGGGAUAGUACUAGCAAGUUGUGAAUAACUAGUUAAGGGUGUCUGUUAUGGGGAGUCUGGUGGUCUCUAUGUAGUGUGUUUUGUUUAUGUUAACCUGUAAGUAUUUGCAGCCUUCUGGAAAUGUAAUGCAUCAUGUUGUUGUUGAUGGGCAGCUGCAUUUUAAUAAAACGCGAUGGUCUACAUUGCCCGGUA